AUGACAUUUGCUGAUUGCAGACGAAACUGGAGACGGUGCAGAUUUUUUAUGUGGCUUGCCAUUGUCAUGGUUGUUAUAUCGAUUCCCUUCUUCAUCGGCUUCGGAAUCCAGUUCAGCAACGGCAAGAAAGAAUGGGAAGAAAACGAGAAAGACAUCAUCCCCGGCGAUUUGUUUUUAUACGGCGCUUUGGUUUUUCUCAACUUUGGAUGGGUCUUUUUCGUCGUCUAUUACAGCAUGACGUUAACAGCGAAGGAAUAUGACGAUAGCCUUAUCGAAUCUUCUGCUCGUCGGCGCAAAUCCGUUUUACAAGUGAGGGCGUCAAUGGCGACCGGACCUUUGUUCCGUCGGCCAACGACGGUCAUGGAAAUGAGAAGUCUUCUGCCAACAGUGAUAGAAUCCCCCUAG
Messenger RNA from Oikopleura dioica, 405 nucleotides. Lineage: Eukaryota; Metazoa; Chordata; Appendicularia; Copelata; Oikopleuridae. The record is from the annotation of a GenBank genome assembly.